CAAGUUUGUCCAUCGUCAUGGUAUGUAAGACAGUUUAACGCCGGCCUAUUUGGUCUUCAAGGUCAUGUUCGAUCCUGGAUCUUACCGUCCUAACCAUGACCCACCAGCCGGGAUGGAGCCAUAUGAUCUUCCUAGAGAAAAAGAUUUAGGAGCCCUCAGUAAUGCUCAACAGGGAGAAACAAAUAAGCUCAAAGCCCAAACUCGGUUAAAUAAUGAGCUUUAUUUACGAAAACAUCCAGAAAUAAAAUACAUGAUAACUGCAUUUCUGAGAGAUAUUUUAACAAAACAGCCCGAAGACGCUAGAGAACAUUUUGUUGAUUUUUUUACUGGUCCAAAUCUUGAGUCGAAUAUAGACAAUAUCAAAAAAGAAUUUACAGAUCAGUAUCAUGACGACCAAGUUAUACGCUCUUUGGCCCAAGAAGAACCGCAACCAGAAAUCUAAGUUAUGUUUUAUUUAACGUUGGGGAAAAAACUGGGUGCAUGUAGUUUGUAAAUUGUUGAACACAUUGAUAAGUUUUGCUUCAUUUACCUCUGCACUUCUAUUUUUUGUUCAUAAACAUUUAUCUAUCCUUUCAGUCGUUUGUAAAGAUAAUUUGGAUCAUUCGAUCCUUAUUUCUUGUACAUUUUAUUUGGUAACAGUAGUGGCACUUUCAAGCUUAUGGCGUUAUUUGAAAGUAAUAAAGGACACGUAAGUUUUCGGGUGGUUGGUCAUCGUUGCGUAUUAAAUGUUAUUGAACUACAAUAAAACGGUCAGAUUAUGUUAAGGUUUGACUUGACUUUUAGUUUAAACAAGCC
Molecule: messenger RNA, 795 nt
Organism: Schistosoma margrebowiei
Lineage: Eukaryota; Metazoa; Platyhelminthes; Trematoda; Strigeidida; Schistosomatidae
Source: the annotation of a GenBank genome assembly